AUGGAUGGUGGGGGAUUUGCUGCACAGGAACUUUGCCCCGGUGGUGUAAGCAUGAUUUGUAAUUGCAAGGAUAAAGAGGCUUAUGUUAGUUGUCUGAUUCAAAGCCACUUUGUCACAUCAAUUGCUAAACAGGUAUCUUUGUUUGCACAAGGCUUUGACAGUGUUUCUGACGAGUCAAUCCUUCAAUUGCUCUCUUCUACCGGAUUGGAGCUUGAAGAUCUUAACCACAUGCUAAGAGGUAACAGAAAUGCUGGUCAUGUUCAUGAGAAAAGAAAAUCUGUUGGGCAUAACUGCGAUGAAAGUUCUGAUUCUCUAAUUAGUCGACAUAGACUUAACAUCAAGAAUUGGCAGAGGGGGCAGCUUUUGGGAAGAGGGUCAUUUGGAUCAGUUUAUGAAGUACUUGCUGGUGAAGGAACAUUUUUUGCUGUUGAGGAAGUUCCAUUAGUGGAUGACACAAUAGUUCAUCAUAUAGAGCAAGAGAUUGCUUUAUUAUGUCAACUGAGCCAUCAGAAUAUAGUUGAAUUUGUUGGCACAGAAAAAGAUGAAUCCAAUCUUUAUAUAUUUUUUGAACUUGUAAGGGGAGGUUCUCUAGAAAAAGUUUAUCAAACGUUUGAACUUGACGAUUCCCUAGUGUCCUUGUACACUAAACAGCUUAUUGAAGGUUUAAAGUAUCUGCAUGAUCGUAAUAUCAUCCAUAGGGACAUUAAAUGUGCAAACAUAUUGGUGGAUGAUGUGAGAAUUGCAGAUUUUGGAUUGUCAAAGGUGAUUAAAUUAAUUAUUCUUACCAAGUCUUGUUGGGGGACACUGAACUGGAUGGCUCCUGAGGUUCUUAAUCCGGAAAGAGGAGGUUAUGGAGUUGAAGCUGAUAUAUGGAGUCUGGGGUGCACUGUGUUGGAGAUGUUAACCAGAAAAAUUCCAUACUUUGAUUUGGAACGUGCAGCCGUACAGUACAGCAUUGGAAAGGGUAAGCUACCUCAGAUUCCUGACACUUUGUCAAGACAUUCAAGAGAUUUUAUCUUGCAAUGUCUGCAAGUUAAUCCAAGUGAACGUCCGACUGCUGCUGAGCUCUUAGACCAUCCAUUUGUAAAAGAGUCUUCCUCGUAGCACUAUGGCUAUUGUUAGAACUGCCUUAGAAGCUGUUGUUGCAGUGAAACUACAGCUGUCAAGUUUAAUAGUCGUUCUUAUUCGAAUAAGUUUACCAGUUGUUGCUGGUCUUUAGGAAUCUUUUGAGUUUAAUUUGUUGCUGAUUUGUAGGUUAUAUCCGUGGCUAUUUCAGCUUUUUUUUUUUUUUUUUUUUUAUUUAUUUUUUAUUUAAAUAUUUGUUAUGGUUGUAAAUAAUAAGUGUUCAUUGAAGUAAAAUAUCACAUUUGCUAGUCAAUCUCUUCUAUUUUCUACUCUUUAUUUUGUUUUAUAUUCAACCUUUGGUAUUAGAGCUCAAUUCUUAAGGAUCUGUGGCUAACCAAGAGUGUAUUGAGUUAAUCGCCUCCAAACACUUUUCACCUGUUCCACCUCUUGUAUUUGCUGAGAAAAACUACCAAUCUUGGUCAGUUAAGAUGAUAGCUUAUUUGCAGGCAUGGGAUCUCUGGGAAGUAGUGAAAGAAGAGAUUCAAUCUCUACCUAAAAAUCCCACAGUGCAGCAAAUCAAAAUUCAUCAAGAUCAAGUAUCAUGGAAGUUCAAGGCAAAAACGUGCCUUCAUUCAGCAGUGUCCGCAAGUCUAUUAAUUCAAAUUAUGAAUUUGGAGACAACAUUUAAAAUAUAGGAAUAUCUCCGAAUUGAGUUUCAAGGCAGUGCAAGAAUAAGAAAUAUGCGUGUUUUAAUCUUAAGAGAGAGUUUGAGACACAAAAGAUGAAAAAUCCAGAGACGGCAAAGGAGUAUGCAGACAGGUUAUUGGAGAUUGUGAAUAAACUUAGGCUGCUUGGUGAAGAUAUGCAUGGCAGUAGAGUAAUUGAGAAACUUCUGGUCUCUUUACCAGAAAAGUUUGAAGCUAAGAUUUCUGCAUUGAGGGAAAUCAAAGACCUCACACAAAUUACAUUGGCAGAGCUUCUCAAUGCCUUCGAAGCUCAUGAACAGAGAAGACAUCUUAGAGAAGACGUUUCGUUGGAGGGUGCAAUAUAAGCUAAGGUGCAGGCUUAUAAUUCUGGCCGAGGAAAGAAGAAGGUAUGGAAGAGAAACAAAGGCGAUUCAGAUGCAAAUGCUGGUAGUAAUGGAAGUGCAAACAGCAAUAAAACUGGUUAUCCUCCUUGUCAACAUUGCGACAGAACAAAUCACUCUCAUUCGAAGUGUUGGAGCAGACUUAAUGCAAAGUGCAAUAAGUGCAAUUAGAUGGGGCACGUGGAUAGAAUAUACAAAAUCGAAGGAAAGCAGAAGGCAUAUGAAGCUCAAGCUCAAGAUGUGAAUCAAGAAUAGGAGUUAGCAACUUUUCAUAGCUUCUUGCAAUGUAAACAACAGCGAGGCUGAUACUUGGCUAGUGGAUAGCGGUUGCACUAAUCAUAUGACUAACAAUGUUGAAUUAUUCAAGGAGCUUGAAAAAUCAUUAAUCUUCAAGGUAAGAGUUGAAAAUGUAGAAUAUAUUGCUGUGAAAGGUAAAGGUGCUAUUGCAAUUGAAUCUCUUAGUGGAGUUAAAGUUAUAACUGGUGUUGUAUGUUCCGGAAAUUGAUAAAAACUUGUUAAGUGUUGGUCAAUUAAUUGAGAAAGGCUUUAAAGUGCAUUUUAAGAACAAGAUUUGGGUGAUCAAAGAUGUAGAUGGGCAAGAAAUGUUUUCAGCAGAAAUGAAGGGUAAAAGCUUCGCUCUUAAUUUUUGGAAAAAGAGCAAGUUGUAUA
Ricinus communis (castor bean) is the source of this 2821-nucleotide messenger RNA. RefSeq names its product mitogen-activated protein kinase kinase kinase 1-like. Lineage: Eukaryota; Viridiplantae; Streptophyta; Magnoliopsida; Malpighiales; Euphorbiaceae. The record is from RefSeq and is a predicted model, not a curated record. Gene Ontology annotation, biological process: protein phosphorylation. The coding region runs from base 1 to 1104 and encodes 367 amino acids. Gene Ontology annotation, molecular function: ATP binding; ubiquitin-protein transferase activity; protein kinase activity. The transcript has 2 exons.